UUGAGCUUUGAGUUUUAUAUUCAGUAAAAGAUGGCAAUUUUCUUCAAACUUGGGUCUUUCUCUCUCAGCCUUCACACCUAUCGUCAAUACGACAGCAGCCAUGGGAGGAGGACCUGCAAUCUAGGGCUUCCCAUCCCCCAAUCCAAGAUGCUGCUGCUGCUGAUGAUGUUGAGAUUGUUAGAUUUGUGAGCACUUCUGUAGAGUGUUUUUUUCUUUUGUUAUUAUUGAGAUGGAGGGAGUGGAAGAAAUCCAUAGAGCUGCAAUUGAAAGCAGCCAGAGAGUUCUAGGCCUGCUUUCCCAUUCUGAUGAACAGCUGCAGUGUAGAAAUUUAUUGGCAGAAACUGGAGAGGCUGUUUCCAAAUUCAAGAAAAUGGUUUCCAUGCUUGGCAACACUGUUGGCCAUGCCAGAUUUAGGAGACUAAAGGAAUCACAAUCCUCUGUAGACAACCGUAAAAUCCUUUCAGACAACCCUGUGAUACCAAAACCAGAGCCUUCUUCCACUUCCACACCCCCUCAGCUCCUCCCUUCAACUGUGUUGGAUUCCUCUUCUAUGAUCCCUCAACAUGUUCCUAAAACUAUCUUUUUGGAGAAUCCAGUGUUGGAGAUGGAUCUUAUUAAUAAAAGUAGAAUUCAGCUUGGCUCAGAAGCACCCUCCAACCAGUUUCAGUUCCUACAGCAGCAGCAGCAGCAGCAGAAUAGCCAGAGGUUUCAGCUCCAACAGCAGCAGCAGCAGCAACAACAGCAACAACAGCAGCAGUUAAGGUUUCAAGCGGACAUGUAUAGGAGGAGCAACAGUGGCAUCAACCUCAAGUUUGACAGUUCCAGUUGUGCACCAUCCAUGUCAUCUGCUAGAUCCUUUGCCUCAUCACUGAGUAUGGAUAGGAGUGUGGCUAGCUUGGAUGGGAAACCAUUCCACUUAAUCGGUGGCUCUCAAAUGUCUGAUCCAGUGAACCUGCGGGCAACUCAUAAAAAGAGGUGCUCUGGCAGAGGGGAGGAUGGAAGUGGCAAAUGUGCCACCACUGGCAGAUGCCAUUGCUUGAAGAGGAGGAAGCUAAGAGUGAAGAGGUCCAUCAAAGUGCCUGCUAUUAGUAACAAGCUUGCAGAUAUCCCUCCUGAUGAGUAUUCAUGGAGGAAGUAUGGUCAAAAACCAAUCAAGGGUUCUCCCCAUCCUAGGGGAUACUACAAAUGUAGCAGCAUGAGAGGCUGCCCUGCAAGGAAGCAUGUCGAAAGGUGCUUGGAAGACCCCUCGAUGCUCAUAGUCACCUAUGAAGGAGAGCACAGCCACAACAGGUUAAUGAGUCAAUCUGCUCACACUUAAGCUGCUUUAGAGAUCAUUUGUUUGCAUCAGUUGUAAAUGUUGCUCCAUCUCUUGUCCUCAUUUUCUGAUCGAGAAAUGCAACGAUGAAGCAGUCGCCGUCAUGUUUAUUAUGAGCCAAUGGAAAACUUAUGAACCACCCAGAAAUUGCUAAUGCGAUCCACAUUUGAAGAUCUUAUCAGUCCUUGUCUGCAUCUGCAUCUGCAUCUGUCCUACAGUUGUGUUUUGUGAUUGAGAGCUGGUCAUUCAAACAUGGAAUUACAAAUCUGUGGAAUUUUGCCAUGUACUUGGAACUCAAAUGAUCCAAAAAUGUAAAGCUGACAUUGUGAGAGGAAUUGAAUGGGGGAUCUUAUGUAAAACUUGAAAACUGUAUGGUGGAAUCUGAAUUUCCUUGAGUCGUUGCUUCGUUUGUAUUCAA
Dioscorea cayenensis subsp. rotundata (Guinea yam) is the source of this 1733-nucleotide messenger RNA. RefSeq names its product probable WRKY transcription factor 21. The coding region runs from base 230 to 1318 and encodes 362 amino acids. Gene Ontology annotation, molecular function: sequence-specific DNA binding; DNA-binding transcription factor activity. Lineage: Eukaryota; Viridiplantae; Streptophyta; Magnoliopsida; Dioscoreales; Dioscoreaceae. The transcript has 4 exons. Gene Ontology annotation, biological process: regulation of DNA-templated transcription. The record is from RefSeq and is a predicted model, not a curated record.